CAACGGCAGACCAUCGCCAACCUCAACCUCUCUCGUCCUCCCUCCUCCACCUCUCCCCGCGCAAGCCAUUGGGCGUGUCACAUAUCCCUCCUCCACCAUGAUAUCUCGAGCGGCGGCUCCUUCGUCUUCCUCCCUCACCAACCUCUCCUCCCGCUCCGUCCGAGCCCAGGGCGCCGCAGUCCGUUCCUUCGCGACCGUCCAGGAGAACGCUCCCCCGGUACAUCGUCAUGGCGGUCUGAAGGACCAGGAUCGGAUAUUCACAAACCUUUACGGACACCAUGGGGCGGAUCUGAAGUCUGCGAUGAAGUAUGGAGAUUGGUAUAAGACCAAGGAUAUGGUUUUGAAGGGUCAUGACUGGCUUAUUGGAGAACUCAAGGCUUCCGGUCUUCGUGGUCGUGGUGGUGCCGGUUUCCCGUCGGGCCUGAAAUACUCUUUCAUGAACUUCAAGGACUGGGACAAGGACCCUAGACCCCGUUACCUUGUUGUCAACGCCGAUGAGGGUGAGCCCGGAACGUGCAAGGACCGUGAGAUUAUGCGGAAAGACCCCCAGAAGCUUAUUGAAGGCUGUCUGGUCGUCGGACGUGCCAUGAACGCCAACGCUGCCUACAUUUACAUCCGUGGUGAAUUCUACCACGAAGCCACCGUCCUCCAGCGCGCCAUUAACGAGGCCUACCAGGCCGGUCUGAUCGGAAAGAACGCCUGUGGUACCGGCUACGACUUCGACGUUUACAUCCACCGUGGAAUGGGUGCCUAUAUCUGUGGUGAAGAGACUUCGCUCAUCGAGUCCAUUGAAGGCAAGGCCGGCAAGCCCCGUUUGAAGCCUCCGUUCCCCGCUGCCGUCGGUGUUUUCGGAUGCCCUAGUACCGUCACCAACGUCGAGACCGUUGCCGUCGCCCCCACUAUCAUGCGCCGUGGACCUAGCUGGUUCUCGUCGUUCGGUCGUGAGCGUAACGCUGGUACCAAGCUUUUCUGUAUCUCCGGCAAUGUCAACAACCCCUGUACCGUCGAGGAGGAGAUGUCCAUCCCUCUGCGUGAGCUUAUCGAGAAGCACUGCGGUGGUGUGCGUGGUGGCUGGGACAACCUGCUUGCCGUCAUCCCCGGUGGAUCGUCGACUCCUGUCAUCCCCAAGACCGUCUGUGAUGACCAGCUCAUGGACUUCGAUGCCUUGAAGGACUCCCAGACCGGUCUGGGUACCGCCGCCGUUGUUGUCAUGGACAAGAGCACCGACAUUGUCCGCGCGAUCGGUCGUCUGUCGAGCUUCUACAAGCACGAGUCUUGCGGUCAGUGCACGCCCUGCCGUGAGGGAAGCAAGUGGACUUUGCAGAUGAUGCAACGUCUCGAGUCUGGCAAGGCCAAGGAACGCGAGAUCGACAUGCUCCAGGAGUUGACCAAGCAGGUCGAGGGUCACACCAUCUGUGCCCUUGGUGAGGCCUUCGCCUGGCCCAUCCAGGGUCUCAUCCGUCACUUCCGUCCCGAAAUCGAGGCUAGAAUCCAGGAGUACCAGAAGGAGCUUAAUGGUGCUCAGCCUUAUGCCGGUGGCUGGCACCCUAACACCAGGGCUGAGGGCAAGUUGAUUUCUCCUGGCAUGUAAAAUAUUUUUUCUCCUAUAUUGAAUGGAAGAAGAAAAAGGAUGAAAGAGCAUUCUCAUAAAGAUAAAGUGAUGUGUUGAUCGUGUAUGAGCAGGAUUGGCGUGUUUUGCCAUUUACAUUUUUUUUUUUAUUCCUUGUCUGUUUAGGUUUGUUCAUGUACAGUCAGUUCUAUGGUAGCAA
Aspergillus glaucus CBS 516.65 is the source of this 1769-nucleotide messenger RNA. Its product is annotated as NADH-quinone oxidoreductase subunit NuoF. The record is from RefSeq and is a predicted model, not a curated record. Gene Ontology annotation, molecular function: FMN binding; 4 iron, 4 sulfur cluster binding; NADH dehydrogenase (ubiquinone) activity. The coding region runs from base 98 to 1591 and encodes 497 amino acids. NCBI's taxonomy places the organism in Eukaryota, Fungi, Ascomycota, Eurotiomycetes, Eurotiales, Aspergillaceae. The transcript is spliced from 3 exons.